Messenger RNA from Stomoxys calcitrans (stable fly), 655 nucleotides. RefSeq names its product single-pass membrane and coiled-coil domain-containing protein 4 homolog. The transcript has 2 exons. Lineage: Eukaryota; Metazoa; Arthropoda; Insecta; Diptera; Muscidae. The coding region runs from base 153 to 332 and encodes 59 amino acids. The record is from RefSeq and is a predicted model, not a curated record.
ACCUUCAAGACAAAAAAACAGCAACAAGUAACAAAAGCAAAAAGUAAAUACAGGUGUUUACUACUUUCGCUAGCCCUGAGUAACUUUAAUCUUCUAGUAUUUUCUUUAGAAUUUGUUAAAAUUUAGAGUCUCCCCAUUCCUUAAAAUUCAAGAUGCGUCAACUCAAGGGUAAAGUAAAGGAAACACGCAAACAACGCAAGGAAAGAAGGUUGGAAAAUUUGGCUAUACAAAAUCAAAUGAAGACAGUGGUUUUACCUAUUAUGGGUGUCCUUGCGUUGGUAAUUGCCGUUUUUGUUUAUAUAAAGACCAGACCAUCGGCAGUUAUAGCCUAAACUAUGAUGGAGCUAUUUAUUGUAGAGCCACAUCGACAUCUUUGUACCUGAUGCUAAAGGGUGCAAUGACCGACCUAGGUAGCAAGUGUAAAUAAAACUAAAUUUUUCGCCACGAUUGCAUAUUUCCGGUGAACCACCAGUGGUUUUAGUCUUGUAUAUGUGUCUAAUUGUACAUCUGCAUUUGAAGUGUUUUAAUCUGUUUAUUUCUGUAAAUUCAAAUUGAAACUUAACAAGUUAUUUUUUAUAUUAAAAAGAGAAUCGAUACUUAUUUUUUUAUACUUGUAUAGAAUAAAACUUAUAAUUAAAUGUAUAUACCAAGUUAA